Molecule: messenger RNA, 1292 nt
Organism: Oryzias latipes (Japanese medaka)
Lineage: Eukaryota; Metazoa; Chordata; Actinopteri; Beloniformes; Adrianichthyidae
Gene: max
Product: myc associated factor X
Biological process (GO): positive regulation of transcription by RNA polymerase II
Cellular component (GO): RNA polymerase II transcription regulator complex
Molecular function (GO): DNA-binding transcription factor activity; protein dimerization activity
Source: RefSeq, a predicted model, not a curated record
UCCCAGGUAGCAUCGCGGCGGUGCGCAUGCGUGCUGCGCAGCGACAGCCGUGCAUGCGUUCGGACGGGUCACGUGUGUCGUGUCGGUCAGAGAUCCGCAUCUGUGCGUUUUCCAACCGCAUGUCCGCGUCGUGUUAACCAGCGUCAACCUCUGAGCAAAGAAUGAGCGACAACGAUGACAUCGAGGUGGACAGUGACGAAGAAUCGCCGACGUUUCACUCUGUGGCAGACAAGCGCGCGCACCACAACGCGCUGGAGCGCAAGCGCAGAGACCACAUCAAAGACAGCUUUCACAGCCUGCGGGACUCGGUUCCGUCCCUGCAGGGGGAGAAGGUCGGUGCAGAAGAGGCCCGCCCUAAACCGUCUGCCAAACAGGCGUCCCGAGCUCAGAUCCUAGACAAAGCCACAGAGUACAUCCAGUACAUGAGGAGGAAAAACCACACCCACCAGCAGGACAUCGACGACCUGAAGAGGCAGAAUGCGCUACUGGAGCAACAAGUCCGAGCUCUGGAGAAGGUGAAGGGCUCCUCCCAGCUGCAGAACAGCUACCCGUCCUCCGACAGCAGCCUGUACACCAACCCCAAAGGCAGCGCCGUGUCGGCCUUCGACGGCGGCUCCGACUCCAGCUCCGAGUCAGAGGUGGAGGAGCCCCCCAACAGGAAGAAGCUGCGCUUGGAGGCCAGCUAGAGGGCCGUGCAGGAGUGAGGCAAGGAGGUAUAGGGGGCGUCCCAUCAGUUCUGGGGCCUCCAUGCCUGGGCUCACACCGUCAUUGCCCCCUCAGAGGAAUGAAACGGGCUCUGGGAUGUUGUUGCCCUCCACCCCCAGCAACACAAACAAUCCAAACUCGAGAGGCAGCUUGGCCAUGUUUGAACUCUACCCCCCACCCCCUCUCAUGCAGGAGGGGCAGGGCAGGAAUGCACUGCUUUAUUUUAUUUGUACAAACUGUUUGCACCAACCCACAGCGUUCUUCUUUCAGUGAAGGAGGUGAGCUUUUUGUGAGCGACUCCAGGGUCCUGGAGCGCUUUUACGAGGUUCUGGAGGACGUUCCGGCUCGAAGGACUGCAGCAAAUAUCUCCUUAGGAGUGUGAACUUUAGGGUUCCAGGUCUGUCCUGGUCAGCAGGUCCUGAAUAGUGGAAGGACUUCCUGUGUCUUCAGGGAAACGUAGUUUCAGUUAUUAGUCUGGUCCCAUUCCAUGGAGAAGGCCGUAUGUUGUGCAUACUGACCUCUAUUGUCUUGAACGUUGAGACCCAGCUUUACUAUGAGACUAAAAAUAAAACUAUUUUAUCUCUUUA